Messenger RNA from Trichoderma citrinoviride, 726 nucleotides. RefSeq lists its product as hypothetical. The transcript has 3 exons. Gene Ontology annotation, molecular function: protein binding. The record is from RefSeq and is a predicted model, not a curated record. Bases 1 to 726 code for a protein of 241 amino acids. Lineage: Eukaryota; Fungi; Ascomycota; Sordariomycetes; Hypocreales; Hypocreaceae.
AUGGCACAAUCUGGUUUACCACUACACUCAUCUGAGCUGUGUAUCCGACUGGCAAGUGCGCAAAAGAACGGGGAGCUAUGCGAUCUCGUCCUCGCAUGCGACGGCCAGACAAUUCCGGUGCAUAAGAACAUUGUCUGCUUGCAAUCGCCAGUCAUCAAGGCGGCCUGUACCGGCCAGUUCGAGGAGGCUUCUGGAAUAUAUGAGAUCAAAGACUGCAGCUUCGACACUGUCCAACGGAUGGUCGACUACUUCUAUACGGGAGACUAUCAGCACAAGGCACCAGACGAAGCUGAUAAGGUUCACGAGAUAGUCGUUCAUCUUACAAUGUUCGGUCUGGCGGACAUGUACCUCAUCGACGGGCUUCUCGCCCUAGCAGAGACCAAGUUCAGGGAAGCCGUCAAAGCAGAGAGCAUGGUCAGCGUACUCUUCCUACACGUCAAGCGGGUUUACGACUUGCAGUGCGAUUCAAGCGAAGUCCUCCGCGAGAUCAUGGUUGAACAGCUCAGAGAAAGAAUCCCCGGUAUGGACGAGACAAAACAGACGUUUAUGAAAAGCCUGUUUCACGAGAUACCAGAAUUUGCAAGUGAUAUUGCGACAUCAUUUGUUCGAAGGCCAUUGACUGGCAACACUGGGCACUGUCCCAAGUGUGAUUGUGCUGCGGAGAAGGCAAAAGAGCAGGCAAAACGAAUAGCCAAAUUUGAGAGCAGAUUCCGUUCUAGCUAUUAA